Messenger RNA from Oikopleura dioica, 315 nucleotides. The record is from the annotation of a GenBank genome assembly. Lineage: Eukaryota; Metazoa; Chordata; Appendicularia; Copelata; Oikopleuridae.
AUGGACAACCAAAUGGAUGACCAAGAUAUUUGCGGUCUUGCCGCUGCUAUCACUUUGUUGGUGCUGCUGGUUUUGUAUGUGUUCUGUAAAUUGUUCGUCUGUGGUUGCGAAUUUGUUGCUGUGACUCCGUUCAAAAUUGCAAAAUGGAUCUUCAAGACGAUGGCUAUGAAUCCCUACGAAAACUACAAGAAGAAUCGAGGCGGAGAGACAAGUGAAUACAACCCAACGGAUCUUGAAUUAGGCUAUCCUGCUGAAACUCAGAUCCUCGACGAAUCACUGGACACAUUCAACUUGAAUGAUUCAAGCAAUAGAUGA